Messenger RNA from Drosophila sulfurigaster albostrigata, 1226 nucleotides. RefSeq lists its product as uncharacterized. Lineage: Eukaryota; Metazoa; Arthropoda; Insecta; Diptera; Drosophilidae. The transcript has 3 exons. Bases 104 to 1039 code for a protein of 311 amino acids. The record is from RefSeq and is a predicted model, not a curated record.
ACAUACAUUUUGAGUAGUUUUUCCAUCGCAGUUGUCACUCAUAUUUUUGUGCAGAACUGUGCGUUAUUUGCGGAGACUCGGUACUCUUCUAUAAUUAUAAAAAAUGCUGUGCCGUCAUAUGGUUGCCUGGCGCUCCUUUGUCUAUAACCACAAUUUGUAUUCGAUUGGGCGAAAUGAUUUAGACUUUUGGCGCUGCUCUCCAGCUGAAUUGAGACGCUGCCCGAGUGCAUUGCAUCGCAUCAUGGACUUUGCCAAUCGGGAUCUUUCUGUGAUGAUUAAUUUCAACAAGCAGCAAUUGCUGGAGAUGUUUGUCACGUUGCAGUCCCUGUUGCAGACUACCGAUCUCCGGACCGUCGAGUUUCUCUACGAGAUGCGGAGCCAUUUGGGUCCAGCAGCUGAUCAGUUUGUCCAUGAGCUAAGAAGCUUUGCCUACUCACCGUUCGAUAGCCUCAUCAGCUUUGAUUGUAAUACGAAAUAUGAGGCCAGAAAAUUAACCCAUUUUAAUGCGAGCGAUUGCGGCUUACCCGAUGACUUUGAAUUGCUGCAGGGCAUCUAUAGCUUACCGCAAUAUGUACGCAACUUGCAGUACGACGAUGACUUUGAUGUUUUCUCUUCGGAUUUCGAUGUCGAGGAUGAGGAUGCCGACGUGCUGGACGAUUACAGCAAUAUGUCUGUGCUGCAAGCGCCGGUACUCAAAGAGAUGCGUCGCAUCUUCAAGAGCCGCAGUCUUAAUCCCCAGCAGUCUCCCAUGGCAAAUCCCACUGCUGCUGCUGUUGCCAUAAUUUCCGAGGACGCUGCUCGCAUUUUGAUCAAUCGCCAACCUGCGCCUGCUGCGCAAUCUGCGCCUGCUGCGCAAUCUGCGCCUGCUGCGCAAUCUGUGCCUGCUGCGCAAUCUGCGCUCAGUCCUCCCGUUUCAGCACCCCCAGCAGUUAGUACGGCUAACAGAAAUGCCAACACGGCGCAACAAUCGUCAUUCCUUAGGUCUCCCAUACAAUUAAGAUCUCGAACUGCGGACACCAAGCGUCGCUCCAAAAAGUAGAUCACACCCACACACAGAAACUUGUCGGAGGCACCUAAGUGAUUGUCUGUUGCACGUGGCAGGCAAAUGGGCAAAUGAGGUUGGGGACAAGGUUGAUGCUACAUUUGAACGCCUUUUGUGUAUUAUUAUGCACAUUUAUAAUAAAUAAAACGAGCUGAGCCGAGCGCUGAGCACUGAACAAAGAAAA